AUGGCUUCUCCUCAGCUAUUCAUCAUCCUUGCCAUUGCAGCAAUCUUUAUCCCUUCAAUUUCUGCAGUUGAAUUUGUGGUGGGAGAUGAUAAAGGUUGGACCGUUAAUUUUGAUUACCAAUCAUUGGCUCAAGGAAAGGUCUUCCGUGUUGGUGAUACACUAGUAUUUAAAUACCCACAAGGGGCUCACAAUGUGUUGAGAGUGAAUGGCACUGGCUUCCAGCAAUGUCAAGCACCGGAAGGCACAGAGGCUCUAACCAGUGGAAACGAUGUGAUAACCCUAGCAACCCCAGGAAGAAAAUGGUACAUCUGUGGUGUUAGCAGGCAUUGUGAGGUUGGAAACCAGAAGCUCUUCAUAACUGUGCUGCCUCAGCAGCUAUCUCCGGUAUAUUCACCAGCACCAUCUCCCAGUCCUACUUUGGCAAAGGAAUUUGUGGUUGGUGAUGAAAAAGGUUGGACAAUCAAUUUUGAUUAUCAAGCUUGGGCAGAAGGGAAAGACUUUAGAGUUGGUGACAGACUAAUUUUUAAGUAUACAGUGGGAGCACAUAAUGUCCUCAGGGUAGAUGGAAAUGGCUUCCAACAGUGUGCUGCACCAGCUGGAACAGAGGCUCUAGCUACAGGAAAUGAUGUUAUCAUGCUCAGCACACCAGGAAGAAAAUGGUACAUUUGCAAUGUUGGGCAGCACUGUGAGGCUGGGAAGCAAAAGCUUGCUAUCACCGUUUUACCUCUAUCCGAGGCACCGGCAUCCUUACCUUCUAGUGGUGGUGGCAGUGGUGGUGGUGCUCUGCCACCUUCAGAAGCUACUGGAACUAUUGCCUCGAAAUAUUAUGCAUGGAUGACUGCAGCACUUAGCCUCCUUAUGAUGGCUUUAGUUUAAAAAGACUUUCUGAAUUUAGCUAUUUAUGUUGCAUUUUAUCUUUAUGGUAUUGUGAUUCCCAACACAAAAUUGAAUUUUAUUAUGAAGGAAAUUAUGUGAGCUUGAUCAUUCUGAUUCUGCAGAGCAACCUGCUUCUCUUCAGUAUUACAAUCAUGGAAGAUGCUAGCACUAGCAAAUUUGGGCUUCCUAGAUUUUUCUCAAAGAAAUUACGAAUUAUCACCUCAAAACACAAUUAGAAACCGAAAAUCUAAAUGGUAAAAUGGCAAAUCCUAUAACAUAUCAUUUGGGGGAAAAUAAAAAUAAAAAUAAAAAUAGAAACCUAAAACUGCCUUGCCAGGAAAUAGCAAAGUGGCACGGCUUAUCAUCUCCCAUUUCUUCAGAAUAAGCAGGCUCAAGAGUUAAAAAAAAACUUGUUCUUCAAGAAAAAACAACAAAUUGAAGCUACCAAGACAGAAAGUGAAGCUUCUGUUGCCACCAAAAAUCUCAAAUUUUAAUCUCAACAAUAUGAACUUCUUCAUAUCUUCUCUGUUAUGCGGAAAUGGCACUUAUCCUGAGAAACUCCCACAAUAUCUAAGCCAAAAGCAGACAACUUGCUUAUUGUGGGUCGGUGACCGACAGACUGACACCCAAACAGAAAAUUUAGAAUUCUUCUGGCUUAAGUAGAUGCGAAUACCCGUUCGUACAAUCUAACCCGGAUUGGCUUCAUAGAUUAUUGCCACUUGGCAAUCAUGCUGACGUGCUCUAUAGAAAUGCAAUUCCUAGUAGGACAAACAUACCGUGAAGGCAAGGAUAGUCAAUGAUGUUGCCAUUUCAACCAAUCAGAUUUAAACAACCUAUCUACCUUCCAUGAACAAGCAAAAGGACUCGAUGUCCACAUCUAAAACAGUAAAGCUAAGCAGCAGCAGCAAUUUCAUUUGCCGCCCACAAAAUACAAAGAAGGUAAACGAAUAGAAAAAUGAAAGAAAAAGAACAAAUAUUCAUUGUUAUAGUUGAUUUUAAAAUGCAGAGCAUUUGAAAGUCUGAAAAAGUCUUUUUUCUCACUAGAGUUACAAUGACUGUUUACUUUCAGAUCUAAAUGAGUAUAGCUGCUGAAUAUACAUGUUUCAGCUUGGCAUCCCAGAAAUUUAAAUUCAGAAGUUUGGACUUUUCCAACUAUGUUCCUUAACUUUAGAUUUCCAUUGAAGUCUCCUGACUAAUUGACACAGGAAUAUAAGCAUAACCCAAAGUUCAAAUCCUUUCACAUUAGUAUUCAAAAUUUUCAAUAAAGUAGAUAAAAUUCUUUGAAUAAGCUGAAUUUACACAAAAAUAAGAAGGUGUUUCUUGUGCAGUGUGCUCUCUUACGUCAAUCUUAAUAACUAUAUAUGACACAAAAGAGACAAUCGAAUCCUAGCCGUUUUGGUACAGUAAAGGUAGCAGCAAUAUCAGCUAGGCAUCAUGAUGUAAAAGAAACUUGAAAAAAUUUAUAACCUGAAGUUUAAACUAUCAUUUAUGUUCAGAAAGUUCCACUGUUUGCUGUUCUUUUUUAUUAUAGUUUAAAACUUAAGAGUGGUUAUCAAGGAUACCGUUGUUAAACAGUAAUAUGGAUAUCCAUCCAAUGUAUAAACUUCUCCUCUGUCUUUCAUAUAUCAUUUCAUAAAAAUUAUUUGCCGGCAGUUAGAGAACAGAAUAUUGGUCAACAUAUAAUAGAGAGAAUUAGAACUAAUGCCAUUUGGAGAUGUUCGAGAAUAAUAUAAAUGAAAGUAUGAAACUUUCAAAUGUUUGAUAAAUAAAAACUUUCACUGGCACAUCCUGAUACACCACGACAAUCAUAUACUUUCCUAAAUCCCACUAGCAAUAUUUCUACCAUCUACAAUUAUUUUCUUCUGUAACUAGCUUCAAAAUUAGGGACAAAUACAAAAUGCAAACAUUUAUAGUGAACUAAACAACAGAAAGAAAAAAAAUCUCAAAAAAAAAAAAAAAGGAAAUAAAAAGAAAGCAGAUAUGCAAAAAGAAAUAGGGCAACAACAUAAAUGUAUUUUAACAAAUUGAGGUGGAAGAAAAUUUUUUUUUCUCCCCCAUAAAAUAGAUUAAGAUUGAUAUCUGAGUCAUGCUUGUAAAGUGUUCAAAAUGUAGCAUACACCAUUGUAAACUUACAGACAGAGUAAAAGGUAAAUGAGAAAAUUUUGUUCUCUUAAUCCAACCCUAUCAAAUAACAAUUUAAAAGUAAAAUCAAAAAGGGCCAAAAAAAAAAAAAAAAGAAAAGCAGAAAAAAAGUAGAAAAAGAGCAUUACACUUUCCCUUUCUCCACCAUCCUAUACAUCCCAAUUUGCAUUACUUUGAACCAAAUUCUCUUCCUUUUUUCUUCCCCAAUAAUCAGAAAUAAAAAUUGAAAAAAAAAAAAAAA
Molecule: messenger RNA, 3259 nt
Organism: Ziziphus jujuba (common jujube)
Lineage: Eukaryota; Viridiplantae; Streptophyta; Magnoliopsida; Rosales; Rhamnaceae
Product: blue copper protein
Exons: 4
Coding region: 1-876 (291 amino acids)
Cellular component (GO): plasma membrane
Molecular function (GO): electron transfer activity
Source: RefSeq, a predicted model, not a curated record